Molecule: messenger RNA, 1157 nt
Organism: Phodopus roborovskii (desert hamster)
Lineage: Eukaryota; Metazoa; Chordata; Mammalia; Rodentia; Cricetidae
Gene: Edn3
Product: endothelin 3
Exons: 5
Coding region: 404-982 (192 amino acids)
Biological process (GO): regulation of systemic arterial blood pressure by endothelin; intracellular calcium ion homeostasis; regulation of vasoconstriction
Cellular component (GO): extracellular region
Molecular function (GO): hormone activity; endothelin B receptor binding
Source: RefSeq, a predicted model, not a curated record
CACCCUACCCCACCCACCCACGGGGAGCACAGCGUCCCCGCCUCCCUCUGGCCCUGGGUGCGCCUGGGGCAAAAGAGCCUCUGGUCGGCUCCAGCUGCGCUUGGAAAGCGACCCCCGUGCGCCCCAGGUUCAAAGGCCCGACGCGGCAGCUCCAGCCCCUCGGAGGGGCGGGGAGGCGAAGGGGGUGGUGCAGGAGCCAGAAAAGCCGGAGCCACAGCCAGCCCUGCGCCUGGAUGGGCAGCGCGCUCUGAAAGUUCGUGACCGCAGCAGCCAACUAACUCUUAGCCGGGACGUGAAGCUCAGGCAGCAGCAGGACUCGAAAGCUGUACCCGAUCCCAGUGUCCUUUCGAGAUCACAAGCGGCCACCCUCCAGGCCCGGUGCUCCCGCGCCUGACCAGGGUUCAUGGAGCCUGGGCUGUGGCUCCUUCUCGGGCUCACAGUGACCUCCGCUGCAGGAUUUGUGCCUUGCCCCCAGCCUGGGGGCUCCGGCAGCACCAGUGUGUCCCAGGCACCCCCUGAAGCUGGAUCGGAGGGGGACUGUGAAGAGACUGUGGCCCCAACAGUUGCACAGCCUGAAAAUCCUAGAAGUUCUGGGCAGAAACGGGGACCGGGCAGGUCUGGGGAGCAGGAGGGUCAAGGGGCCCCUGCACACCACCGACCUCGGCGCUGCACGUGUUUCACUUAUAAGGACAAGGAAUGUGUCUACUACUGCCACCUGGACAUCAUCUGGAUCAACACUCCUGAACAGAUUGUGCCCUAUGGACUGUCCAACUUCAGAGGAAGCCUUCGGGGGAAGAGGUCCUCGGGGCCAUUUCCAGAAAACUCCCAGCCUUCUCCACGGACACGCUUGCGCUGUGCUUGUAUGGGGACUGAUGACAAAGCCUGUGAACACUUCUGUGCACACGCCACAGAUGUCAACAGUGAUUCCCGGGGAGCAGGAAGGCCGGCUGCAGAAGAGAGGGGAGACCAGAGGCCCACAUGAGAGGUGAAGAUGGGGGUGAAGUCAAGGACAGAAAAAGCCUGCUGGCCAUAACAGACCGCUACCAAUGCUUCCUGCUUCCCACCGCAGACUUCACCCUCGCUCUGCCUGCCUGCCAACCUGCCUUUCAGGAAGGAGCUAUUGUGCUUACUCAGUUCAGAUUUCCUCUUUGGGGACA